GGAGGGGGAGUCAGUUCGGGGUAGUAAGUGCACUCGCUGUGCAUUUAAUUGUGUAGUCUAGUAUCCCAAAGGCUGGGUGGAACUGGAGAUUUCCACCGAGGAGAGACGUUGCUGCAGCUAAACUUUCCCACGCUGUCCUCGUUACUAACCUUGCACUCGUUUGCUUCGUAAAUUAAAAAGUUGUACCUGCUGGUUGACUCAAGUUACUAGCGCGAUUGUUCAUCUCCAGCUCUACUGAGCACCGGUUUGGUGCAUAUUUGACUUAACUCUGGGGGGAAAAAGACUCUAUCAAGAUGCCUCUGGGACCUGUAAUGAGGUUAGAUCUAGAGAAAAUAGCGCUCGACUAUAUUGUACCCUGUUUGCAUGACAUCGGCUUCUGCUACUUGGACAAUUUCCUGGGCGAGGUGGUAGGGGACUGUGUGUUGGAGCGAGUGAAACAGAUGCACUAUAACGGGGAGCUGCAGGAUGGUCAACUAGCCGGCCGCAGCAAUGGCAUCUCCAAAAGACAUUUGAGAGGAGACCAGAUAAAGUGGAUCGGAGGCACCGAGGAAGGAUGUGAGGCCAUCAACUUUCUCUUGUCAUUGAUAGACAGGCUGGUGAUGUAUUGUGGAAGUAGACUGGGCAAGUACUAUGUCAAGGAAAGGUCCAAGGCAAUGGUAGCUUGCUACCCUGGGAACGGAACUGGGUAUGUUCGUCACGUAGACAAUCCAAAUGGCGAUGGGCGCUGUAUCACCUGUAUUUAUUACCUGAAUAAGGACUGGGACUCAAAGCUGCAUGGUGGAAUUCUUCGAAUAUUCCCAGAAGGAAAGUCCUAUGUAGCAGAUGUUGAGCCCAUUUUUGACAGGUUACUUUUUUUCUGGUCAGACCGAAGGAACCCACAUGAAGUGCAACCUUCCUAUGCAACCAGAUAUGCCAUGACUGUGUGGUAUUUUGAUGCUGAAGAAAGAGCAGAAGCCAAAAAAAAGUUUAGGAAUUUAACUGAUGCUGGGAAGACAGAAGCUGUUCUCCAUGAAGACUGAACAGUGAUCUGCUGGCAUAGUGCUUCUAUCACAACAGUUUCUGAACUCUUUGCAAAUGAUGAGAUCCAAAGAUGACUUGUCCAUUUCCAGUGAAACAUUAGACAUUCUUCUUACCCACAGGAAUGUGCUGAUUUGUCUAACGCCUGCAUAUUACAUUGAUGGUACUCUCAGUAGCCUCCUAUUAUGUCUGCAUCUGGCAGAAGAAACCCUUGUUUUCUAUUUGCCUUUAACUGAAGAAACUAACCAAGAUUUCAGUAAAAGAAGAAUGUCACCAAAGCGUAAUGCAAGUGGCUAAGCCAGCUGGCUUUUAGUAAUGGUGGUAAUAAAGAUAACAAGUAUUGGAACCAGUGGGGAAAAAACCUGAGUUUUAUUUGCACUUUAUGUAAAUUUCUUAGCUCAAUGGGAAGGAGAUUUACAAAUUAAAAUCUGUUGCAGAUGCUGAUGGGCAGUGCAAGAUAUUGGAAAUGUGAAAUUAAACUAGGUAUUUGUAGAGGUUCAUCUUCUGUUAUGCUUAACGUGGGGCCAUUGAUGAGCUGCUAAUCACUUUUGUUGCACAGAGCAUUGGCUUAACUCUCCUGUAUUAUUACUUUGUAAAAGGAUAAUCUUCCGCAUUGCCAUCAAACUGCCUGGAUUUUGUUCACAUUUCAGUGGUCAAGUAGUAGCAAUUCAGUUGCUUUGCUCUUUUACAGCCCCCGGACAGAGGGUGGGGAGGCAGUUGCUCAUCUGUUCACAAUUUUGUGAUAUAUUUUUUUUCUUUUUGAUUUGAGAUGGAUCAAUGUUCACUUCCAUUUUCCAUUUGUUUUUUAAAGCAGCUGGUUUCUCUGAAAGAUUGGUAAGCUGGGAAGGUUGAUGGCACACAAAAUGCUUUAGCCCUUAGAGCCAAGAAUUUUUAAUUCAGUCUCUAUAUACCAACUUGUGUAUGGUAGAAGUGUGAAUUUGGAAGGUAAAGAUAUGUUUGGCAUCCUGACAAAUGUAUGAUGAAAAGCUUUCUCUAAUUUAGCAUUUUGAUUUCUCUCUCUCUCAUGCCCAUCCUGAGCUCGGACAAUUGGUUAAUUUUGUAUGUGUGUGCACUUUGAAUGAAAAAGUGAUGCUGUCCCAAUUGUUCCAAAUUAUUUUCCCUCCUGCAUUUGAGCCACAAGAUGUACC
This is a messenger RNA of Chelonoidis abingdonii (Abingdon island giant tortoise), 2165 nucleotides long. RefSeq names its product egl-9 family hypoxia inducible factor 3 (gene EGLN3). Gene Ontology annotation, cellular component: nucleus; cytoplasm. Gene Ontology annotation, biological process: peptidyl-proline hydroxylation to 4-hydroxy-L-proline; cellular response to hypoxia. NCBI's taxonomy places the organism in Eukaryota, Metazoa, Chordata, Testudines, Testudinidae. The record is from RefSeq and is a predicted model, not a curated record. Gene Ontology annotation, molecular function: ferrous iron binding; peptidyl-proline 4-dioxygenase activity; L-ascorbic acid binding.